ACCUAAGAGACCCAUCCUCAACCCUGGCCCUCUCAGCCACUUGGCUGGAUUAAACUUCGGCUGGAUUUCUUUCUCCCUCUCAGUCUUCGUUGUACAAGCCUGCAUCUCUAUCAUUCUUGGUUUGGCUCCUGUAUAUCAAAAGUGUGAACUGGGGUAGGAGAAAUAUGUCUUUACCAUUCUAUCAGAGGCACCAUCAACAUUUUGACCGGGCAUAUCGUCAUAAGGAACUGGAGUCCACUCUAAGUCAGUACCAAAAAGAGGAGAAACGCAAAUCUGCUAUCUACACUUAUGGAUCUGCUGCGUACUCUAGGGAAGCUGCCCUGACAGCCCAUCAUGGUUCAGCAUCUUACAGUCAGCAAUCUGCAGCAUCCAGCCAUGAAUUGGAUUUAGCUUACUCCCAUGAAUCUGCAGCUCACAGUAAAAGAUCUGAACUUCUUGAUAAGAAGGCUGAAGCUUACCGUCUUGGAUCAGAGCUGGUCAAUAAAAAAGCUGAAGCCUACCGCCUUGGAUAUGAAACAUUCAAUAGAGGGAAAAUGAUAGAGGAUUCUCUAAAACUGAGCCCCAAAGCAAAACGGGCUAAGCAAAGUUUGCUGUUAGAGGAGAAAGAAAACACAGCUGUUGACUAUGUAGUACCUGUUUUCACAGGACGACAGACCUAUGUUAGUGGGAUUACAGACACAGAACAAGAAAGGAUUAAAGAAACUGCUGCAUAUGUUGCCAAGAGGAACCUUUUUGCAACUGGGGAAGGAAUUACAGCAACUAGUAAGAAAAUAUCUUCUGUAGAAGAAGAAACACAUGAGAAGAAGUCAAGAAAAGUAGCAAUACGAGAGAAAGCUGAACGCCUGUCCCUAAAGAAAACGUUAAGAGAGACAGAAGAAUUCCACAGGAAGUUGAAUGAAGAUAGUCUUUUACAUGCUCCUGAAUUUAUAAUCAAGCCUCGUUCACACACUAUCUGGGAAAAACAAAAUGUCAAAUUUCACUGUACUGUGGCUGGCUGGCCAGAACCUCGUCUUACAUGGUAUAAAAACAAUGUUCCUAUCAAUGUCCAUGCUUAUCCUGGCAAAUAUGCAAUUGAAAGUCGAUAUGGGAUGCACUCUCUGGAAAUUAACAAAUGUGAUUUUGAAGACACUGCUCAGUAUCGUGCUUCUGCUAUGAAUGUAAAAGGAGAGCUGUCAGCCUAUGCUUCUUUGGUGGUGAAAAGAUAUAAGAAAGGAGAGUUUGAUGAGAGCUUUUUCCAUGCAGGAACUGCCACGUUACCUUUGAGCUUUGGCAUUACUCCACAUGGCUAUGCUUCCAGGUUUGAGAUCCACUUUGUGGACACUUUUGAAGUCUCCUUUGGAAGAGAAGGUGAAACAAUGAGUAUCGGCUGUACAGUUAUCAUUCACCCUGACAUUAAACGUUACCAGCCAGAAAUUCAGUGGUACAGGAAUGGACUCUUGAUUUCUCCAUCCAAAUGGGUCAAGAUGCACUGGAGUGGAGAAAGAGCUACCCUAACACUGACACAUGCUAACAAAGAAGACGAAGGCAUUUACACCCUCCGUGUGGUGAUGGGAGACUACUACGAGGAAUACAGUGCUUAUGUUUUUGUUCAAGAUGCUGAUGCAGAUAUUCCAGGAGCACCUGGUUCUCCACUGGAUGUGCGGUGUUUGGAUGCUAACAAGGAUUAUGUCAUUAUUUCUUGGAAACAACCAGCUGUUGAUGGGGGAAGUCCCAUCUUGGGAUACUUCAUUGAUAAAUGUGAAGUUGGCACUACCCGUUGGUCCCAGUGCAAUGAGACUCCAGUGAAGUUUGCUCGCUUCCCCGUCACAGGAUUAAUAGAAGGGCGCUCCUAUAUAUUCCGGGUCCGAGCUGUGAAUCAUGUUGGCAUAAGCAAUCCGUCUCGCAUUUCAGAGCCUGUGGCAGCACUGGAUCCUGCAGAUAGGGCUAGACUUAAAAGUCACCCUUCUGCCCCUUGGACUGGACAGAUCAUUGUCACUGAAGAAGAACCGACUGAGGGAAUUGUUCCUGGACCACCUUUAGACCUCCAUGUUACAGAAGCCACAAAGAACUAUAUUGUACUUAGCUGGAAGCCUCCAUACGAACGCGGUCAUGAGGGGGUCAUGUACUUUGUUGAAAAGUGUGUUGCAGGAACUGAAAAUUGGCAAAGAGUGAAUACAGAGAUCCCGGUAAAGUCCCCUCGCUUUGCACUUUUUGACUUGGCUGAAGGGAAAUCCUAUCAGUUCCGGGUCCGCUGUUGUAAUUCAGCUGGGAUUGGUGAGCCCUCAGAAGCCACGGAAGCCACGGUGGUUGGUGACAAACUUGAUAUUCCUAGUGCUCCAAGCAAUGUUAUACCCACUAGAAAUACAAACACCUCUGUAACUGUCACUUGGACAGAAUCCAAAGAUGUGAAGGAGUUGGUUGGGUACUACAUAGAAGCAAGCAAAGUUGGAUCAGGUCACUGGGAACCAUGCAACAAUAAUCCAGUGAAAGGCACAAGAUUCAUUUGUCAUGGACUGUCGACAGGGGAUCAUUAUAUUUUCCGUGUCAGAGCUGUUAAUGCUGCUGGUCUGAGUGGGUACUCACAGGAAUCAGAAGCAAUUGAAGUCAAGGCAGCCAUUGCUGUUCCAUCACCACCAUAUGACAUCACAGUGCUCGAAAGUGUUCGUGAUUCAAUGGUUCUUGGUUGGAAACAGCCCAAAACUAUCGGUGGAGCUGAAAUAACUGGCUAUUAUGUAAAUUACCGGGAAGUGAUUGGUGAACAACCUGGAGAGUGGAAAGAAGCUAACAUUAAAGCUGUCAGUGAGCGGGCAUACAGGGUGCAUGACUUGAAGGAAAACAUGACCUACCAAUUUCAGGUGGCUGCUGCUAACCUAGCGGGGCUUAGCAAACCUUCACCACCUACCAAGUCCUUCAAGUGUGAAGAAUGGACCAUUGCUGUUCCAGGACCUCCGCAUGAUUUGUCAUGCAGUGAAGUUAGGAAAGACUCAUUGGUUUUAUUGUGGAAACCACCAAUUUAUGUUGGCCGAACUCCUGUAACUGGUUUUUAUGUUGACAUGAAAAAAACAAAUGCAUCAGACAAACACUGGAAGAGUGUGAAUGAGAAAGCUACUGCAAACAAAUACUUCAAGAUUGGUGGCUUACAAGAAGGCACUAGUUAUGUGUUCCGAGUUCGAGCAGCAAACAAAGCUGGAGUUGGAAAGCCUUCCGAUGCAACGGAUCCUGUCAUAGCUGAAACCCGGCCAGGAACAAAAGAAGUUGUAGUUGAAGUAGAUGACAAUGGAGUUAUUUCACUGAACUUUGAAUGUGACCAGAUGACUGCAGAUUCUAAAUUCGUUUGGUCCAAGAAUUAUGAACCCAUAGAAGAUGACUGCAGAUUAACCAUUGACACCAAAGGAGGAAAGUCAAAAGCUAUCUUUAAAGACCUUGGUGAAGAAGAUUUGGGCAUUUACUCCUGUGUUGUAACGGACACAGAUGGUGUUUCAUCAAGCUACACAAUAGAUGAGGAAGAAAUGAAGCGUCUCCUUGCACUCAGUCAUGAGCACAAGUUUCCGAUCGUCCCACUUAAAUCUGAACUGGCAGUUGAAAUUCUGGAGAAGGGACAGGUGCGAUUCUGGAUGCAGGCUGAGAAGUUGUCUGGCAGUGCUAAAGUCAACUUUGUGUUCAAUGACAAGGAAAUUGUUAAUGGAGAGAAAUACAAGAUGAAGAUUGACCGUAAUUCUGGUAUGAUUGAAAUGGUUAUGGAUAGACUGGAAGAUGAGGAUGAAGGCACCUAUACUUUCCAACUUCAGGAUGGAAAAGCAGCCAACCAAUCUAGUCUUGUUCAUAUUGGUGAUGUAUUCCAGAAACUACAAAAAGAAGCAGAAUUUCAGAGGCAAGAAUGGUUCAGGAAACAAGGUCCACAUUUUGUUGAGUAUUUGGGAUGGGAAGUUACUCCAGAAUGUAAUGUGUUACUGAAAUGCAAGGUGGCUAAUAUUAAGAAGGAAACACACAUUGUCUGGUACAAGGAUGAAAGGGAAAUCAUGGUUGAUGAAAAGCAUGACUUUAAGGAUGGUGCGUGCACUCUGCUGAUCACAGAGUUUUCUAAGAAAGAUGCUGGUGUAUAUGAAGUAAUACUGAAAGAUGAUAGAGGAAAGGACAAGAGUAUACUGAAGCUUGUGGAAGGAGCUUUUGCAGAUUUGAUGACGGAAGUAUGCAAAGUGAUUGCUUUAUCUGCAACAGACCUGAAAAUCCAAAGCACUGAAGAGGGCAUCAGGUUAUAUUCCUUUGUUAACUACUACUUGGAAGAUCUGAGAGUCAGCUGGUCACACAAUGACGUCAAAAUUAAGUAUACAGAGAGAGUCAAGACUGGUGUCACUGGGGAGCAAAUCUGGCUGCAAAUCAAUGAGCCAACACCCAAUGACAAAGGGAAAUACAUAAUGGAGCUCUUUGAUGGUAAAACUGGACACACAAAAAUGGUGGAUCUUUCUGGACAAGCAUUUGAAGAAGCCUUUGCAGAAUUCCAGAGGUUAAAAGCACUUGCCAUUGCAGAGAAAAAUCGUGCUCGGGUGCUUGGAGGUCUGCCCGAUGUUGUUACCAUUCAGGAAGGCAAGGCACUUAAUCUUACCUGUACUGUCUGGGGAAAUCCUGUCCCGGAGAUUUCGUGGCUGAAGAAUGAAAAGCAUUUGGCAGGAGAUGACCAUGUCAUCCUGAAGUUUGAACAGGGAAAACUAGCCACCUUCAUCAUCACUGCUGUCAGUACAGUUGACUCAGGGAGAUACAGCCUUGUAGUGAAAAACCAAUAUGGUACAGAGACAAGCGAUUUCACUGUAAGUGUGUUCAUACCUGAGGAAGGGAUGGAGAUCCCCCAUCCAGAGCUCAGCAAAGGACAUAAGAAAAAGAAGCUGAUUGCUUCUGCUAAAGAGGAACAGACUGGCUUGGCUGAAUGUGUUGCUGACCUGCAAGGGUCUUGCCUAAACACAGUAACCCCAGAUCUCCUGGAACCACAAGUAAAAGAGAUAAUUGCUACGGAAGAGACACCUGAUCCAAAUGAAGAUCCAAUUGUAGAAGAUGGAGAUGAUCCUGGAGAGAGCUGGCAAUCAGGAGAGACUUCAGGACUUUCUCAGUAGAAUGGCAGAAUAGUGUGCUAGGAGGGGAUUAAGAAAAUUCUUGAGAUAAAGAAAAGUGACUGAUUGGAAACACAGUGCACAUGAACCCUUGUGGUCAUAUUAUGAAAAGUGUGAUUAAUGUGUUACUUCAUAUUAUAAUACCAUGUUUGUGGUGUAACAUACACUUCGCUUCAUUGGGUGCUGUAUUAUUUUGUGAUGUACUAACAUUUCAUAUAAACUGUUCUGCUGUCCUGAGCUCAGAGAGCAUGGGCUAUAAAGCAGAUGAGACGGUAUCUUCUGUGAGAGCAACUUCUGUUGGUGCAUGAGUUCUUGAUGGCUAAGAUCCAGUUUGAGUUAGAAGUAUGUAUUGCCUACAGCUAGACAGAGUAAGGUAUCUGCCUCAGAUGGCAGAUACUGAUGACACCAGCAACAAUCCCCUAGCCACUUCUUCUGAGUCCCUAGUCCACAGGGUUCUUUUGAAGAACAGAGAUCUGCAAACCAUAUGACCUGUCUUGUACUGUUGUUCUGAGCCCCUAGGCGAUAUACUGUACUUCUCUUGAAAGAUGGAUAUGUGUGCUAUGUAACUGUCUUGCUCUGUCUAAACUAUGUUGCUGUGCUUGGUGUGUGGCUACUUUGGGAGGGUGUUUUUCUGCUUGGUGGUGUUGAAGUAAGGAUCAACUAUGUUUCACAUUGGCUUCUGUAUAUAGAAUGGAUAGCUACAAGUGAAAUAUCUUUGCUCAACCUUGGCACUUCCAUGAAAACAGAAGAACCAUAAUCAAGGACUUUACCUUAUCUGUUUUAUGCCUCUUGCUUUGUGUCCUUCAGUAAUUGCAUUUUUAAAAAUCAAAUUGUACACAUUGUCUUUAUGCUUUGUGUAAAAUCACUGUAGACAAUACAAAACACAUUUGGAGCUUGUGCUUGGCUCCAUGGAUGAACAGAAACUGUGCUUUAAAUGGAGGAACCUCUUGAUUUUCAACAAACAUAACACUCAUAGAAGUUUUAUGCUCUGCCUGCUUCACAGGGAUAGAGUAGUUACUUAAUGAAAGGACUUAUAUAUGUGUUGACUUCUCCUUCAGCAGACAGAUUAAUGGAUCUAUUCUGUUUCCAACUAGCAAUUGGAUUUAUUUUAUUUGUGUAUUUAUUUAAUUUAUACCCCACCCA
This is a messenger RNA of Pogona vitticeps (central bearded dragon), 6224 nucleotides long. The record is from RefSeq and is a predicted model, not a curated record. NCBI's taxonomy places the organism in Eukaryota, Metazoa, Chordata, Lepidosauria, Squamata, Agamidae.